This is a messenger RNA of Mytilus californianus (California mussel), 4390 nucleotides long. RefSeq names its product heparan-alpha-glucosaminide N-acetyltransferase-like. The record is from RefSeq and is a predicted model, not a curated record. The transcript is spliced from 16 exons. Lineage: Eukaryota; Metazoa; Mollusca; Bivalvia; Mytilida; Mytilidae. Bases 2671 to 4326 code for a protein of 551 amino acids.
UGACCUCAUUUCAUAGUAAUAUUUUACCAUUUGCCAAUCAGAUUCCCAUCUGAACAAGUUGUUCAUGUCUUCUUGUAGUAGUUUUGAGUCUGCAUCAUUUUGGAUCCUUCUGUACAGUACGCAGUCAUCUGCAAAUAAACGAACUGUUGAUGAAUGUACGUAGUCCGGUAGGUCGUUGAUAAACAGUAGGAACAUGAGUGGCACAAGCACACUACCCUGUGGUACUCCUGAUUGGACAGGGGACCGCGCAGUGUGAGAUGUGUUACCAUCCACAACGACUCUUAUAUAUGAUUUCUGGAGCUUACAAAAUCCCUUAUCCACUGGAGUGUUGGCCCGCUGAUACCAUAGUACUCCUCUUUAUAGAGUAGUCUCUCAUGAGGGACUUAAUCGAAUGCUUUCGAAAAAUUAAGCAAAAUAAGGUCAAUUUUUCAAUUAUUUCAGCUUUUUUAGUGCACUCUUGUUUAGUUUUCAAUUUGUCUGACAUUCAAUAUUUCAAAAAUUACUAUUUAUUUUAUCCAACGUCAUUUCAAAUUACACAGAAGAAUGUACAAUAAAAGUCCGUUUAGAAAAAAAGCUACUGAGACAACUAAUAACUGAUGAACGCAGAACAAUACUAAAUAAAACCAAAGAAUGCCCGCACUUAUUGAAUUCAGAAACCAGCUUUCUUAACCUUUGUUGACUUUGCUUUUUCAUCUGAGAACAUUGAAAAAUACUCAUUCUAAUAUUCCUUUAAAAAAUAAGGAUAGUUACUUUAUAUUUUAAAAAUUUUGGUAGAAGAGGCAAUGUUAAGAGUAUCUAUCUCAAUGAUAGAAAUUGACAAUGAAGGUCGGUUUAGAACUAAAUAUUUAGAUUAAAGAAGUGAUUUCAAUGAUUAUGCACUCUCCAUUUCUGUGCAGCAUCAUUCAAGCAGAGCCUGCAUUUGGAGUGUAUAUUUCUCAGUUGAUACGCUAUUACUGGGCUUGUGUUUCGUAUCCCCACUUCAUUGAAAGAGGAAACUAUUGCACCAAGACUUCCAAAUGAUAAGUUGAAGUCAUCCCUUCGUUAGAUUUACGGACGAAAUCGUGAGUUGGUUGACCGUUAUGGAAUAUCUGUGUCACAGAUGACCACGGGUAUGUCCCACUUGUUUUACCCACAAUCCCUUCCUCUUUUCCUCGAGUGGAACAGGAACCGCAAACUUUUCUGUAACACCUGAGAUCACCCUCGGGGUUUUGGUCGAAUCUUAAGUUUUUGUGUAAUGUAUUGUUAUUUUUGGUUUGUCUUUUCUUCGAUUUUCUUUUGGGGCAUGGCAAUGUCUAUUUUUAUUGGAAAUAUAUUAUUUUUUUUUCAUUGUCGGAGCCUUUUAUGGCUUAUACACGGUAUAGAUUUCGCUCAUUGUUGAAGUCCAUAUGUAUGAACUGGAGUUGUUUACAUCCUGGUAAUUUGGUCUUUGUUGGAUAUAGAACUUUGUCCCAGUCAUUAGCAAUCAAAUCACAUCUCCUUAUUUCUAUAUUUAAAGCGUAUGUGAUUACAUUUUAUACCGGAUUUUAGAAUUUUAUAUAAAAAGCAUAAUUUGUUACCAUAUCUGAUAUUUACGGACAAGUUUUAUUUCUUCCGUAACAAGUUGUUUUAUUAUUUCGGGCGCCGCAGUAUUUAUCUUGAGUUGUAUCAGUUUCAUCUGAAUUCUUUAACGCCAUCCAGUAACAAUAGUGACGGUGAGACUAGAAUGAUAUAAAGGGAGGGGGGAGUAAUUAUUUUUGCACAAAUGAAAAACCAUUUAUAAGUAAAUACUAAUGUGAAUUAUACAGUAUCGUACAACGCAUGCUGAUUUUAUCAAAAUUUUCGACUGAAGCAUAGUCUUGCCCCGAACACAUACAUACACUCACACAACCUAGAAAUGGAGGGGGUCAUCCCAAAUCAGCCAAGCCAUCCCUUGUUCCGCUUGUAUGUCUCAUUCUAAUCUAGUAAAAUGUAUUAAGAAUAAUAUUUAAUAAAAUAAUAUGUUAUCUUUCAUGAUUUAUCUACUGAUAGGGGUUAAUCUAUUUCUCGUUAUCAGGUUGAAAUUUGUCCGAAUAUCACAAAUAAGUUAGUUUGUUGAAAUAUAUAUUAUCAAUUGAAUGGAUAUUUGAUGUAAUAGAGAUGACAUGUCGAAUCAUUCUUAUCUGUAAGCAAACUAUAAACAAUUUUAUGGUAUUUUAGUCAAACAUUAUAAUGCUUUAAAGUUUUAAGGUUGGUGUUUUUUAAGUAAAGAAUAAGAAAAAAACAAACUUAUCUGGUAAUGUCUUUGCGCGAAUAUGUACAGUUGUUCGUGUGUGUUUACAUGUAACACAAGCUAGCUGGAAGAAAUGAAGAUACACUAUUGUUUCAAAUAAUCUCAGUUGUACCUUACGUGUAGACAGUUUCUGUUCUAUAUGCAUACACAUUCUGCAGAAUUGUGGGAAAACGCGACUCACAACUGCUCCAUGUAUUGUUAAUCAGUUAAUAUACAAACUUUAACAACUUCAAUGUUUUGUAGUGUUAGCAUUGUUCGAUAGAGGAGUAAAAAGUCUGUCUUUUGGAAAUAAGUAUCGGGAUGAUUCCAGCAUCCCAAUAGACAAUGCAGUAGUUACCAUAACAUCGGACAUCGCCAUUAACAUUUUAUCACAAAGUGAAGAAUGUUAUAAGUGCUUCCUACUUCCAUUAGCUACAAAUGUAAUGAAUAAAACUGUGUUAGUUGACACAAGGUGGAAAACAAGACUGGAGAUAACAACAGAUGAUGUCAGUAUUAAGUCUAACUGCAGUGAAAAAGAUUUGUCAAUGCAUUUUAAAGAACACGGGAUAUAUGCAAUAAAUGUAACUGCAGAUGCUAAACUUAACUGUUCUGUUCAACUAAGAACGUCACCAAAGAGUUCAUUCAUUGCACUGUAUGCAGCGGCUGGUAUUUUCUUUGCUGUAGCUUUAAUAUGGUGUUUGUUCUCAAAGUACUAUUGGGUUAAACUAUGUCGAAAGAUCAACUCAAAUGACGGUGAAUAUGAACCCCUUAUUGAUCAGGUCACGAUAAGCCAUGACGGUUCACUGAAACAUAGUGGUUUGAUAUCAUCAGUUAGUCUUACAUCAUCAACAGAAAUACACGUAUCAGGUAAACAUGAUGCAACACAGAAUCUUCAAGGUGUCCGUGGAUCCCCAGAUGCUAAAUCAAAGAAAGAGAGGCUAAAAUCAUUGGAUACAUUUAGAGGAAUAAGCAUAGUAAUAAUGGUAUUCGUGAAUUAUGGCGGUGGAGGAUAUUGGUUUUUCAGUCAUUCAAAAUGGAACGGAUUGACCGUUGCCGAUUUAGUUUUUCCAUGGUUCGUCUUUAUUAUGGGUACAUCUAUGAUUUAUUCCUUCACGAGUCUUUUGAAGAACGAAACACCAAAGCACAAAAUUUUCUGGAAGAUAUUAAGACGAUCAUGUAUACUCUUUAUACUUGGACUUGUUAUUAACACAAAUGGGAGUUCGUCUGUAUACAUGACAGAAUUAAGAAUACCCGGAGUUCUACAGAGAUUUGCUAUGACUUAUCUCAUUACAGCCACAGUACACAUGUGUGUUGCUAAACUCCCGGAUACGAUGACAGAGACAAGAUUUAAAGAUAUUACUGACUACUGGUCGGAAUGGAUUAUUAUUUCUUUGUUUAUAUUAGUACAUACAUGCCUGACUUUUCUGCUGCCUGUUCGCGGUUGCGAAAAAGGUUACCUUGGGCCAGGAGGACUAGAAAACUAUGGGAAGCAUCAUAAUUGUACCGGAGGAGCUGCGGGUUAUAUAGACAGACAAGUUUUCGGAGAAAAGCAUAUUUUCGGAUCUCCUACGUGUAAGGAAAUUUAUCACAACGACUUGCCACAUGAACCGGAAGGAUUACUUGGAACUUUAACCUCUUGUGUUCUAUGUUUUCUCGGACUACAAGCAGGCAAAAUUCUUUGUACAUACAAAAGCAGAUCAGCCAGAGUAGUGCGAUUCUGUCUGUGGGGAAUUGUUUUGUGCCUGUUAGCAGGAAUUUUAUGUAAAUUUAGUAAAAACGAAGGAUGGAUUCCCGUCAACAAAAACUUAUGGUCUUUAUCGUUUGUGUUCUGCCUUGGUGGUUUUGCAUUUUUUCUGUUGUGUUUUUGCUAUUUGAUGAUAGAUGAAUGGAAGAUAUGGAAUGGAGCACCAUUUUAUUACCCAGGUAUGAAUGCCAUAUUGGUAUAUAUGGGACACGAACUUUUGCAUAAGAAUUUUCCAGUUAGCUGGCACGUCCCAGAAACACAUGCGAGUCAUCUUGCAAUAGAUCUCUAUGGUGCAAGUUUAUGGGUCAUUGUAGCUACAUAUUUAUACUAUAAAAAAUCAUUUUAUGUAAUAUAAUGAUUAUUAGAUUUAUUUUAUAUUCAAAACUGCAAAAAACAUGUUCCAUGAAUACUUUAUUAAA